Messenger RNA from Linum tenue, 1508 nucleotides. The record is from the annotation of a GenBank genome assembly. Lineage: Eukaryota; Viridiplantae; Streptophyta; Magnoliopsida; Malpighiales; Linaceae.
UUAUUGGGAAAAAAAAGAAGAAAUAACACUCAACUUUACUCUUUUCUCAUCUCUUUCGUUCACUCUUCCUAGUUCCUACUACCCAAAAUCUCCGAACUCCAACUUCUCCUUCUUUUCUCAAAUCACCUGAUUCCCUCUAUACUACUUUGAAUUCUUUGAGAUCCGGCUACCAAAUAGAGAGGCAAAAGCAAAUUUUGUCCCGAAGGAGAUUAGAGAAAGCUUGGUUAUGGCGGUGGAGAUUUGGGAUCUCAGGAAUCCAACGAGGAUUUGAUGUAAAUCCUUGAUUUCUAGCAUCGAUUUGGCAACUCUUUCUCGUUUCCAGGAUGAUAUGAAAAAUUCCUUGAGAUCAAUGAGUGAGUUCUGCUUGGCAACGAUUCUGUUGUCGUUCAAUUUCAAGUACUAGAACAGAGCUCAGAUCGAUUUUGGCGAAACGAGAAGACUGCAAGAUGCUGCGACUUCUCCCCUGUUGUUGCAGCUGCUCACCUAAACAUCCCGCUCAUCGACCUCAGUAGCUCCUCCAGAACCACCGCCCGCUUCUCUACAGAUUUUCUCACCAAUUCAUCGAACGCGGCGACGAGCACACCGGCGGCGCCAUUGGACAUGGUGGAAAUCCGGUUCCGCCGGCUCACUCUCCCAGCUGUUGAGCUUCCUCAAACACGUGGCGUCAGAUCCUCUCAACUCCGAAUGCACAAUCAUGAAUCAUCCUCAUCAGAUCGCCGAGGAGAGCAGCAGCACGAGAAGAAGCUUCACAACGACAAACACCAAGGAAGCCUCAUUGCUGGAGGCCUAGAAGGGUGGCUCCAUGAGAAGUUUGUCACUAUCAGAAGAUUUCUGGUUUCUUUAUCCCUGUUGCCAACUUGGUUCGACUGGUAAUCAAUCUGAGUUUGUCUCUGGGUCUCAUGUAUACAUAUGACUCGGCUGACCAAUUGUUACUUAAAGUAGAUAUGUCUUCUCAUUCUGGUAGUCCAUGGUAAUUUGUAGGAUUUGGCCAAUGACUAUUUACAUGGAAAGCUCCUAGAAGCAGGCAUUUAGAGGACUGUUUGGCAUAACUUGUGUUUCAGAGUAGACUGCACUUUCAUUAGUUACUGUUGGUUUUAUCAUCUUGGUAUUGCAGAAUUUGAGUUUCAUUGUUGUGCAUGGUCCUUACAUUUUUAUCACUAGGUAAAAGCGAUCACCCAAGAUUAUAGCCAGGAAGUGAACUGCUGGAAACUUGAAGGUAUCGUGGCUCUUCAAGAGGUACCAUGACCACUUGCAUUGUUCUCAUUGCUUUUCCAUUCAAGUUAAUGAAAUAGCAUAGGGACAUUUCAAGCUUUACUGUGACUGGUUUCUUUCACUUUUACUGAUACAACUUAUGAAUUAUGAUCAGAACUUUCCAGACAAUCACUUGAACCUGAGUCUAUUAAUUGAAUCGCCAUGUGUUUUAGGAAGCAGAGGAUUUCUUGGUCCACUUAUUUAAAGGUGGGAUGCUAUGUGCAGCUCAUGCCAAACGUGUUACAUUGAGUGAGGUU